Messenger RNA from Striga hermonthica, 516 nucleotides. The record is from the annotation of a GenBank genome assembly. Lineage: Eukaryota; Viridiplantae; Streptophyta; Magnoliopsida; Lamiales; Orobanchaceae.
AGCUACCGUGCAAUUCUACUCCUCCGUGGGUCCACGUCCAGCACCUCUCACGGCCAGCAACUCCAGGCGAGCGGUCCUCCUCUCACAAGCAGGCCGUCUUCGGUCGUGUGCAGCACUCCAACAGACCAUUUCCGUCGACCUCGAGCCGCUGCUCCGCCAUCCUCGCACCUUCAGGCCAUCGCGAGCGCCUUCGCUAGCCACCGAGGCCGCAUCACCGUCGUCCCAGUCCGCUAUUUGUAUCGUCCUGGUCCCACCCUAAGGGCUGAAACGCCUCUCUUUCCGUUGGUGUGGGACUUCAUAGCCGUGAUGCAUCGUAAUAGUUCGAGUGUCGGGUCGAACUCGGAGACCUUCAGCCUUGAAGGUUUCAUGUCGGAUAUAGAUCGGAAGAAAAGAAAGGAGUUUGAGGAUUUCAAACCCUCUCAUCUAAGUGACAUUAGGAGAUGCGUCCAAGAAGUGUACGACCUGUGGUACACCUUGCUUAUAGAUGAAAACCCCAUUGUCGAUCACGAAGACGGU